This is a messenger RNA of Populus nigra (black poplar), 800 nucleotides long. Its product is annotated as protein SENESCENCE-ASSOCIATED GENE 21, mitochondrial. The coding region runs from base 219 to 494 and encodes 91 amino acids. The record is from RefSeq and is a predicted model, not a curated record. Gene Ontology annotation, biological process: response to stress. The transcript has a single exon. Gene Ontology annotation, cellular component: mitochondrion. Lineage: Eukaryota; Viridiplantae; Streptophyta; Magnoliopsida; Malpighiales; Salicaceae.
CUUGAAAUCACUCAGAUAUAUUCUUGCAAACUUAAACAGAGAGAGAGAGAGCCGAGAAAGAAAGAUAGUCUUUGGGUCCUUCAACUGCUGCAGAAAGUUUCUAGAAGAAGAAACAAACAAGUUUCUACGGCAGUUGAAAUAUAUAAAAGAUCCAUCGUCUCUUGUUUUCAUAACUUCUUUCACAAAGUUUGAAUCAAAUCACACACUGUAUUUGUAGAAUGGCUCGUUCUUUCUCAAACGCCAAGGUCAUCUCUGGCCUGAUCAGCGAGGCAAUCAACGGCAGAGGAUUCUCAGCUGUUGCAUCCCAAGGAGCUGCUGUGUCCAAGGCAAGAAGCGGUGCUGCUGUGAUGAAGAAAACAGGGGAGGAGGUUACCAAGACCACCGAGAAGAUUUCCUGGGUUCCAGAUCCUCGUACUGGAUUCUACAGACCAGAGAAUGUUGCUCAGGAAAUCGAUGCGGCUGAAUUACGUGCUACUCUCUUGAAGAAGCAUUGAAGAAAUUACUAAUUCAUGCUAUUAAUAAAAUCUGAUUACAACUAUAACAUGUUCUAUGAUAAAAAAAAGGGGGGGGGGAUCGAUGGAUAUAUGUGGGUUGUGGGGUGGUUCUGAUGCUUUGGCCUCGUGGGCUAUCGGCUUGUGCUGUGACAUAUUUAGCGGAUCUUGGCUUGAUUUGAUUAUUGCUAUGGCACGCAUCUCUAGCCCUCUCUGUUUAAGGAAAAAAAAGAUUUCACAGAUUUCUUAUUGAUGUAAUAUUUCUUCUUCGAAGUUUAACGAUGGUUAAUUACACUAUAUUCUUACACA